AUUCACGGAGUUGCCACGACCAGCACUAGUAUCCAACGGUGUCAGGUUGCCAGAUCUCCAUUGAGAUCUACUUCGGAGAUGGAAAUCCCUGAUAGGAAGUUUCUCACCCUGUAUACAUGUGGGUGAGAGAUGCUGAUGGAUCGGAGACAUUCUAUCGAUUCGCCAGAACGAUUUUCGGCUGGCCGUACGGGUCGGAUUGGACCUCCUAAGUCCUUUGCCGUUCUGCUCGUUGUCAAAAUGGACGAGAGCAUUGGCGCGCCUUUGAACUGUGACUCGGCGAUUGAUCGGGCGACUCAAGGGCAGAGCCCAUGUCGCUUUUUGGUCGCCCUGGAAUCUGGAUGGUCACCAGUCUUCUGCCCGGCUGUGCAUGCUUCGCUUUACUGUUGUCUCGACUCCGCUGUCAUGGUAUUUUACCUUUGGACAUACGGCAGAAUCUCGUUGCACGAGUCUCGCCGAGGGAUUCCGAGGACGCAGUCCCAUAGCAGCACGGAAGCGAGUGCAGGAAUAACACCAACGCCGACUCAUUCCCAUGCGUCCAGAAUCAAAUCAGCAAGGCAGUCGUUGCUUCUACAUCCCUUCACUAGGGUUUCCCUGGGUUUCUGCUGCGUGAGGAUUUCGUUCUGUGUUUCUAAGAGACAAGUGGUCUCGCAAUGUCUUUAUCUCUGUCUCCCAACCCUCUGUUCGAUCUUCUAGGUAUAACGGUCGCUGGUUAUGCUAUCCUCUUCAGGCCCAGCUUUGGAUGUAGUAGCACAGACAAACUUGCUUUUGCGACCGGCUUCCGAUUCGCAUCGACGGCGCCCCUGCAGCGACACGAAAAAUGCGGUUUACUGUUCACACCGGCCUCGAUCCAAA
This is a messenger RNA of Canariomyces notabilis, 852 nucleotides long. RefSeq lists its product as uncharacterized. Lineage: Eukaryota; Fungi; Ascomycota; Sordariomycetes; Sordariales; Chaetomiaceae. The record is from RefSeq and is a predicted model, not a curated record. The transcript has a single exon. The coding region runs from base 130 to 693 and encodes 187 amino acids.